AGUGCCACAGCAUCUAGACGAAGAAAGCCGGGCAUCUCAGAUGGCCAUCCUGGAAUGCAUAUGAUUGGGGGCCUAACAUCCAACUUGAACUCAUCCAUUAGCUGACUAAGGUACUAUGGAUGAUGCCGAGGUUCUCAAAAAAAGAGGCUAUGUCAUAGGAAUCAAUCUUGGGGAAGGGUCUUAUGCCAAAGUGAAAUCGGCCUACUCAGAACGUCUGAAAUGCAACGUUGCGGUCAAGAUCAUCGAUAAGAGAAAAGCCCCGAGAGACUUCCUGGAAAGGUUUCUCCCGAGAGAGAUCGAGAUGCUGGCCAAAGUCAAGCACCACGCCAUCGUCAGGACCUACGAAAUCUUUGAGACGUCAGAUGGCAAAGUCUACAUUGUGACUGAGCUCGGGGUACAAGGAGACCUGCUGGAAUUCAUCAAGAGAAGGGGCGCCAUUUCCGAAGAUAUCGCUCGCAAGAUGUUUUACCAACUUGCCAGUGCGAUCAAGUACUGCCAUGAGCUGGACAUUGUCCACCGAGACUUGAAAUGCGAGAACCUCCUCCUGGAUAAAGAAUUCAACAUCAAAUUGACAGACUUUGGCUUCUCCAAGCGGUUAUCUCGGGACGAAGACGGCCGAGUGGUACUCAGCAAAACCUUCUGUGGUUCGGCUGCCUACGCAGCCCCCGAGGUCCUGCAGGGAAUCCCCUAUCAGCCCAAAGUGUAUGACAUAUGGAGCCUGGGGGUCGUCUUGUUUAUCAUGGUCUGUGGCUCUAUGCCCUACGAUGACUCCAAUAUUAAAAAGAUGCUCAAGCUGCAGAAAGAGCACCGGGUGCAUUUCCCCCGCUCCAAAGUGCUGUCGAUAGAAUGCAAGGAUCUCAUAUACCGCAUGCUGCAACCUGAUGUCUCACGUCGGCUCUGCAUCGACGAAGUGCUAAUGCACGUUUGGAUGCAAGACCCCAAAGCCUUGUCGGACACCACACUCGUGAAAGGAGAGUGCUCUCACCAUCCGAAUCAGAUCCGGAGCAUAUACGGAAAGGAAUCGGGGCCAGAGACCUCGGAAAACGAAGAAGUGCUUCAAGAAGAAAGGCAUGCGGACAUGGACGAGCUGACUGAGCAGAUGCACAGGACGGUGAUGUGAAAUGGCUCCCAGUCCAGUGAACCCAGCACUCAAGAGCAAUGGCUUUCUAUCGCACUCCUUCCACUCACUUCUACCAAGGCUGCGUACUGAGAUUCUGGGGAAAGAAAUUGAAGAAGGGGGAAAGAAACAGCUUUUGACGACAAGCCCCUUCCGAUUUCCACCUUGGAAGCCCACGGGAUCCCCGGAACACCCAUAAAUCUCGACAUUUAUACCAGGCACAAAUCUAGGACGACAGAAAACCAACUUCCCCGCUUGUUCUUUUUCUCCAAAUGAAAGAGAAUCGUCGUCAUGAUCUGAGGCGUGGUCUCCUCCAUGAGGCCAUCUCAUGGUAGUAUGAGCUCUAUUAGCAUCUAUCAUGCUGGAAAUCAUCUGCUGUCACAUCAGCCAGUUCUGCAAUGCAGACCCAUCGCAGACAGAGGUCAUUCUUUUGAAUGGUCCACUUCUUCGAGAUGGCAGUUUCGGCCACAAGAGGUAUACUGGGUAUGAACUCGUGCUUCCAAAAACCAGAUAGCGAUGCUAGUGAAAUUAACGUUUGAGAAGAUCCAGAUCGACUAAAACUAUGGUCCAAAAACAGGGUGCGUAUGUGUGUUUUCGUGUCUUCCCUACUCAGAGCAUGCAGGAAUUACAGCUAUAUUUUCUAAAAGCAAACCAAUGAAUAAAAGAUAGAUGAAAUGGCAGAA
Hemicordylus capensis (graceful crag lizard) is the source of this 1800-nucleotide messenger RNA. Its product is annotated as testis-specific serine/threonine-protein kinase 1-like. The record is from RefSeq and is a predicted model, not a curated record. The transcript has a single exon. Gene Ontology annotation, cellular component: cytoplasm. Lineage: Eukaryota; Metazoa; Chordata; Lepidosauria; Squamata; Cordylidae. Bases 116 to 1120 code for a protein of 334 amino acids. Gene Ontology annotation, biological process: protein phosphorylation; microtubule cytoskeleton organization; intracellular signal transduction. Gene Ontology annotation, molecular function: ATP binding; tau-protein kinase activity; protein serine/threonine kinase activity.